AUGUCUUAUGGUUCACGAUGGUCAAAUAAAAGAAGUUCGGGAAUAAAAAAUGAUUACGAUGAUGGUCAAAUGUCUCCUGUUGAUGAAGAACUUAUAAGCAUAGAAGGAGGCGAAUACUUCCUUCCAAGCGCUGAUAAAGAUAUUGAAAGAUUACAAAUGCAGCAUUUUCUUUUUAGAUACAUCUGGGAUGGAAAUUUUUCAUCUCCGAUCCAUGACAACUUUAUUGAUGAUUUGGCUACUCAAUAUCCGACAUCAACCUUUAUCGGAGUCGAUGAUGAUGAAGCUCGUUCUCGCAUACAUAUCGAACUACCAAAUGCCGAAUUUAUUCAUCUUAAUGAUAUGUUAGAAGAGUUACCAUUUCCAGAUGAUACUUUUGAUUUCGUGAACCAAAGGUUUUUCACAACUGUAUCCAUUGAUAAAUGGAAAAUGUUUAUCUUACCAGAGAUUAUUCGUGUUUUAAAACCAAAUUCAUAUUUAGAGAUAAUGGAGAUGCCGGCUUGGUGCGAUAUGGGUCCUGUAACAAAACAAAUAAUGAAAUCCUUUAAAGAAUAUCUGGAAACAAUAAAUGUUUACCAUACAGAACCUCUUCAAUUGGAACAGAUUUUAAAACACUCAGGACUUGUCAAAAAUAUUCAUUGUUAUUCAAAAACUACUCAUUUAUGGAGAGGAAUGGUUGGUCAAUUGCUUUUCCGAAAUCAACUUCAAAAAAUUGAAUCAUGGAAAUCCGGUCUAUGUGAAUAUUUGAAAAUAAACGAAAAGCAUUUCAAUAGUAUGACCGAAACAAUGCAGGAUGAAAUAAUUAAAUAUAAAACCUCUCUUACAACUUAUAG
This is a messenger RNA of Racocetra persica, 830 nucleotides long. The record is from the annotation of a GenBank genome assembly. NCBI's taxonomy places the organism in Eukaryota, Fungi, Glomeromycota, Glomeromycetes, Diversisporales, Gigasporaceae.